AUGUUAGAAGGUCAGCGUAAACAGAAAAAAGUGGCUAUCUUAGGGGACUCCAUGUUGGAAUACCUUAAUCCGAGAAAACUGCAGCAAGGCCUGGAACAGAAGAUUACGAUUAACACAUUCUCAGGUGCAAAAAUUGAAGAUAUGAACCACUACGUAAAACCUACCCUAUGUACAAUACCAGACGAGAUCAUUCUGCACAUAGGAACAAACAACCUGAGAAAUAAUAACCCUGCUGUUGUCAUUAACGCUAUGGGUAAUCUCGCCGACACUAUUGCACGCCAGAACAAGGAUGUCAAAGUUACAUUAUCUGAAGUUAUAUCAAGAUCAGACAAUCAUAGCAUGGUUGAAAAG
This is a messenger RNA of Paramuricea clavata, 351 nucleotides long. The record is from the annotation of a GenBank genome assembly. NCBI's taxonomy places the organism in Eukaryota, Metazoa, Cnidaria, Anthozoa, Malacalcyonacea, Plexauridae.